Messenger RNA from Hermetia illucens (black soldier fly), 2083 nucleotides. Its product is annotated as leucine-rich repeat-containing protein 15-like. Bases 166 to 1860 code for a protein of 564 amino acids. Gene Ontology annotation, molecular function: protein binding. The record is from RefSeq and is a predicted model, not a curated record. The transcript has 2 exons. Lineage: Eukaryota; Metazoa; Arthropoda; Insecta; Diptera; Stratiomyidae.
UCAAGGUUCCUUGUAGGAGAGAUACCAGCAAGUCGGAGUUUCCUGCUAAAGAAGAUAACUUAAUGUAAGUUGGUCCGAUGUAAUAUUACGGGUAAAGUUUAGUGUGAUAUUGACUCGCGACUCUUCCACUUUCGCCAACGUCCAAGAAAUAUUUAUUUAGAAUAAAUGUGGCAACAAACUUUUCUCGGGUGGACUAUUGCGAUUACAUGCAUAAGAUUGCUUAGAAGUGAAAAUGUAGUGUUAAGGUGCGAUGAGUUCUUCAGAGAAUAUCCAAGUGAUUUUGAUUUUUUGAAUGGUGAACCACCAGUCGACCAUUUCUGCACAAUAACAGGAUUACAUGUAAACCACCGGCAACAAGUGAUGGUGGAUAUAGGAACUCCGCAUAGAAUAUAUUCAGCCGAAACGAUCACUUUCAUGAAAUUCUACGACUCUUCGUUGCUAUACGUUCCAGAAAUCAUUUUUGCCGAAUUCCGCCACUUACAAGGCUUGGAUAUUUCCAAUUCAGGCAUCAUUGACUUGUCACAUAACACAUUUGUCUCAGCGAUCGAACUGACAAGGUUGAAUUUAAGCCGGAAUGAUAUCAAAGAGAUGAUUGGUGCCGUAUUUUUGGGUGCUACCAGCUUACGUGAAAUCGACUUAAGUUACAACCGACUAAGCAGAUUGAACGAGCACACGUUUAGCGGACUAACAUCUUUAUCUACCCUCGAUUUGAAAGGAAAUCAAAUUAUUGAUGUCGAAGAUAACCUCUUCGGGGAUAACUCUAUGCUUCAGAAUGUGAACCUUCAAGGAAACCAUAUCACCCACAUCGGUGUAGGCGUUUUUGAUAAGUUGAAAUUUUUGACUUCGGUAGAUUUAUCUGGAAAUCAACUUACAGAAGUUGAUGCUAAUAUCUUCAAAGGUUCCGACAGUAUUCAUUCCAUCUAUUUAUCUGGUAACCACCUUAAACAGUUACAUUUAGUCGUGCGUGAUAGCCUUAGGAUUCUGGAUGCCGAGCGCAAUGAGUUACAAACAAUAAAUAUAAACUGCACCGACUUCAACGUGGGUCCGAAAAAUGGAACACCUUGCAAAUCGUUAGAAAACCUCCGGCUAUCUCACAAUAAGUUUACAAAUUUAAAAGAUGUAUCUCAUUUCGUGAAUUUAAAAGAGUUGACGUUUUCCUAUAAUUACAUCGGCAAAGUGAACAUAUCUACAUUUACAAAACUUAAAAACCUGAAAAAAUUGGACUUGAAAAGUACAAAUCUGAGUGGGCUUACUUUCGGAACGUUUUCACAACAAGAGAAUCUUAAGUUCUUGGAUAUAUCGGAAAACAAUUUGGGCCACCUAAAUCUAGAUAUAUUUCUUCCCUACAUGUAUAGAAAUUUAGAAGAAUUCUAUGUGGGUGGGAAUAACUUAUCAGAAAUAUCGGGACGGCAUAAAUUCUCGGCGUUUUCGUCUCUGCGGAAGUUAGGUUUGGGUCGAAACCUGUUCAAUUGUUCCUAUUUAUUGCAAUUGGUAACAGUCCCCUAUUUACAUCCAGAUGUAGAUGUUCGCGUCCUUGAAGCUAAUGUCUCAGAUGAUCGAGAACAUAUCCAUGGAAUUGAAUGUACAAACCGAGCCAAUCUCAGCAAAAGCUCCGAUACUAAGGAUAUCAUGCACCACACAUUAAACCCCAAGGACACCCUCCGUCAACUCCGAUUUCAUGAAGACCAGCUGGAACGUCAUUUACUUUUGAUGCGAUGUUUUACUGCAUUCAUAGCUGUUUUAGGUCUCUGCAUAGUAGUCUUCAAGAUGGCGCAAUUUUUCACUCGGAAUAGGAAUUCACUGGUGAACACGAUUUCAUAUAGGUCAACCAAUACAAUUCGAUCAGAGAUCGAUGUUUGAUAACAAAGUGAGAGUGCUAAUAAAUAGAUCAUUUUGUAAUGUAAGUAUGAUAACGUAAAUCAAUAGUAGCAAAUUACUCUGAACUAUUUGUACCUAUCAUAUUCAUUACCUAAUGAAUUUCGUUUUUCGUAGAUAGUUUAUGGGUGUGUCCGAUUUUGGGUGAAGAACCGAGUUUUCUGUAUGUUUAUAUUCUGUGAAUAAAUGUGUUUAAGUACCUUCCUUA